Arvicanthis niloticus (Nile rat) is the source of this 1821-nucleotide messenger RNA. The record is from RefSeq and is a predicted model, not a curated record. NCBI's taxonomy places the organism in Eukaryota, Metazoa, Chordata, Mammalia, Rodentia, Muridae.
GAGGUUAAACCGAGUUAGGUGGAGGCAAGCGAAGGUAAACCGGAGUACACUGAAGCACACGGAGGUGAGAUAAAGUAAGCCGAGGGAGACUGCGGUAAACGGAAGAAAGUUGAAAUAAACCGAGGCAAGCGGAAUUAAACAGAGAGCUGAUAUUUGAGGAAGUGUUUUUAUUAAUCCAAGAAAAAGAUGAUGUAUACAUCCCAAGAAUCACUCUUGCUCUUAAAUGUGUGUCUUCUCAUUUGUGGAGAAGCUGUACAGGGCAGCUGCGUUCCUCAUUCUACGGAUUCUUUAGUAGGUAACAAUGUGGAAGAUAAAGCUAAACUCAAAGAGAAAAGUCAAAGUAAUGAUACUGUAUACAAGGAGAAUUGUAGAGAAUCAUGUGAUGCUAAGACCAAAACAACUCGAGAAGAAAAACAUUUUAUGUGCAGAAACCUGCAAAAUUCUAUUGUUUCUUAUACAAGAAGUACCAAAAAACUAAUAAGAAAUGUAAUGGAUGAACAACAAGCAUCUUUGGAUUACUUAUCUCACCAGGUUAAUGAGCUCAUGAAUCGAGUUCUCCUUUUGACUACAGAAAUUUUUAGAAAACAGCUGGAUCCUUUUCCUCCCAGGGCUGUUCAGUCACAUGGUUUGGAUUGCACUGAUAUUAAAGAUUCAAUUGGCUCUGUCAGUAAAACCCCUAGUGGUUUAUAUGUAAUCUUUCCAGAAGGAUCUGGCUACCCAUUUGAGGUGACAUGUGACAUGGAUUUCAGAGGAGGAGGAUGGACUGUACUUCAGAGAAGGCUCGAUGGGACAACCAACUUCCAAAGGCUGUGGUGUGAUUACCUGGAUGGAUUUGGAGACCUUUUAGGAGAAUUUUGGUUAGGACUGAAAAAGAUUUUUUACAUAGUGAACCAGAAAGAUUCAAGUUUUAUGCUUCAUGUGGCCCUGGAAUCUGAAGAUGGCACCCUUGGUUAUGCUUCAUAUGAUAAUUUUUGGCUAGAGGAUGAAACAAAAUUUUUUAAAAUACACUUAGGACGAUAUUCAGGAAAUGUUGGUGAUGCAUUCCGGGGCUUCAGAGAAGAUGAUAAUCAGAACACAAUGCCUUUCAGUACCUCAGAUGUUGAUAAUGAUGGGUGUCGCCCUGAUUGCCUGCUCAAUAGUCAGUCAGUGAAGAGCUGCAGUCACUUGCAUAAAGACACCGGCUGGUGGUUCAACCAAUGCGGUCUCACAAACCUAAAUGGCAUCCAUCGCAGUCCUGGCAAACUGGGUGCAACUGGAAUUCAGUGGGGCACAUGGAUCAAAAACAGCUCAACUGUCAAGAUUAAAUCUGUUUCAAUGAAAAUUAGAAGAACUUACAAUCCAAAUUUUAAGUAAUUGUAUUUUAAAUUGUAGUACAAUUUCCAUAGUUAUUUUUGAAAACAUGUUAAUUUUUUUACAUAGUUUUUUUUAUCCUAGAGUUUAAUAUUUUAGCUACAAGAUGCAUAUAGAUGGCAUGUUAGUGUUAUGGUUUAAUUAGUAAACUUCAAUUUUGUAGCAUUUUAUAAAAGCAAUCAUGGCACAUCAUGGUGUAUUUCCUAUUUGAUUAUACUAAUAUCAUGUGAUUGUUUGCAAGUUGCAUAGUGUUUUAAAAGGAAAUUGCCUUCUCUUUUGAGCAUAUAAAUUAUAGUAAGCUAUUAGGAAAACUGAGGAGAGAAUCUUAAAUACUUCUAUAUCCCUAUGCUUGCUUAUGUAAUUUACAGAUAGUCUCUGCUGAAGACAACACCACAAGGUUAAAAUUUUUAUCAAGUGAUAACACAAUAUUUUAAAACUAGUAAGAAUUUGCUGCUAAAAUAAAAUCCUUCA